Plenodomus lingam JN3 is the source of this 150-nucleotide messenger RNA. Lineage: Eukaryota; Fungi; Ascomycota; Dothideomycetes; Pleosporales; Leptosphaeriaceae. The record is from RefSeq and is a predicted model, not a curated record.
AUGAGAUUCACCGUAUUCGCCACUGUUCUCUCCAUGGCUGCUUUUGCCAUUGCUGCGCCUAUCGCUUCUGAGGACGUUGUAGUUCGUCAGAACCACGGCAUGUGCGUGAAGGGUACAGCUGGAACGAUUGAGGAGAUUGAAGGGUGCUAG